Molecule: messenger RNA, 4098 nt
Organism: Aplysia californica (California sea hare)
Lineage: Eukaryota; Metazoa; Mollusca; Gastropoda; Aplysiida; Aplysiidae
Product: annexin A7
Exons: 17
Coding region: 381-2051 (556 amino acids)
Cellular component (GO): cytoplasm
Molecular function (GO): calcium ion binding; calcium-dependent phospholipid binding
Source: RefSeq, a predicted model, not a curated record
AACUCCUCAGUCUCGUUGGUUGAAGAGGCCCUUUAAUGAAAAAAAAAGAGAAAAUACAAAUCUGAACGGAUUAGGCCGUUUAUGCAAAAGAAUCCUUUUGCUAUAACAUUAAAUUUUUCUCUUUCUCUUGCAAGGGUAAGAUCGAACGUUGUUAAUACAAACGACGCGAAUGUGACGUUUGUCCUUUAGAUUUCGCGGUUUUUUCCCUCUCUCAGAAAAAACAUCAAACAAAAUCUGGGGAUAUGGUAGACUUUGUUUACAAUCUCCAUGGCGUACAAUUGUAGAGAAGUGGAAGCAACACUCGGUGACGUUUGCAGUUGUAGGCAAAGCUGACCCUUGCGAAAUAGACGGUUUGACCCCUUUCAAGCUAAGGCACAGAUAUGUAUUACCAGUCUAACUACCCAGCCUAUUACGCUGGAGCAGGCUCAUACCCCCCUCCCCAGUAUCCCAACUCUGGCCCUCCUCCGCCACCCAUGGCCAUGAAUGCACACAGUGCCUACAAUGUCAACCAAUACCAGAUGGGAGGCUACCACCAGCCUCCAGGCUAUGUACCAGGCUACGGAAUGCCCGCUGUCCAGCAGAUGCACCAGCAAUCUAUGCAGAUGCCACAGCAGCCACCUCAGAUCAUGGAAAUGCCAACUACGGCUUACCUCAAGACUGUGGAGAACAGGCAGAUGGAGAGGCAAAUGGAAAGGCAAAUGGAAUUAAUGGAGAAAAUGGAGGACAUGGUCCGCAGUGGCCAGGAUAUUCACAGUCAGAAACCGGAGGAGAUCAUUGAAAAGGCAGAAAAUCCAAUCAAGCCGGUUCAGGCCACAGAUGUGGCUAUGUCAGACCAGCAGAUACAAGCAGCUGUCAAAGAGGAAAUGAAGCGUGUAUAUGUUGCGGAGCUGAUGCGACGCCAGUGUGUCUCUGGUACGUUUGAGGUCACCGAGGGCACCGUGAAGCCUUUCAAGGUCUAUGUAGAGGGGGACCCUGUGGCGGACUGGAAAGAAAAGAAGCAGAGCAUGAACAUCAGAGGCAAGCCGUGGGACCCAGAGUAUGAUUGUGAAUACCUUCGAGAUGCAAUGAAAGGCUUGGGCACCAAUGAUGAUGCAGUCAUCCAUAUUGUGUCCAGCAGAUGUAACCAGCAGAGACAGGAAUUAAAGGAAAUCUUCAAAACUAUGUAUGGACGAGACCUGAUAACUGAUCUGAAAUCGGAGCUCAGUGGAGACUACAAGGAGCUUGUGAUGGCUUUGUUUGUGCCCCCUGCAGAGUAUGACGCGUGGUGCAUCAAGGAGGCCAUCUAUGGCCUGGGCACAGAUGAGCAGGCCUUGGUGGAGAUCUUGAUGACUCGAACCAAUGAGCAGAUCAAAGAAAUCAAAACUGCUUACCCCAAUGUUGUACAUAAGAAGCGCACAGCCAAGAGCACGCAGUUUGAAAAGGACAUCAAAGAUGACACCAGUGGAGACUUCAAGCGCCUGCUACUGUCAGCAUCCACAGGUCGAAGGUACGAGAUUUCCCAGCAGAGACUGGAACAAGCUGUGGAAGAAAUGGUCAACCCACAGGACGGGGAGUUCACUGGCAUGUUUGAAGUGAAUUCCACAAAACUGUGUGACAUGGAGAAGGCUCGGCAGGAGGCACAACAACUAUACAAGGCUGGUGAGAAACGCUGGGGAACUGACGAGGAAACGUUUAACCGCAUCUUCUCCACACGAGACUACUAUCAGCUGAGGGCAACUUGGGAUGAGUACGUCAAGAUCACCCAAAGAGACAUUCUGAACAGUGUGGACAGGGAGACUUCGGGGAAUUUCCGUACUGGCCUCAGAGCUUUAGUCAUGAACAUCCGUAGUCGCCCGAUGUUCUUCGCUGAAAAACUUCGGGACUCGAUGAAGGGACUUGGAACUGAUGAGAGAACACUUAUACGAAUCAUAGUCUCCCGAUCUGAGAUCGACAUGGUUCAGAUCAAAGAGUGUUUCCUCAAGCUGACCAAAAAGACCCUGUGGCGAUGGCUCAAGGAAGAUUGCAGCUUUAACUUCAAGCAUCUCCUGCAGGCCAUUGUUGGCAAGAACUGAAAAUGAUGAAAAACACCAUAGACUAUAGCGUAGUGUAACUGUUAUGCUUGUUCUGCGCUAAAUUCACAAAGCUCUCUUUUUUUAUGUCUUAUGCCAAUCCCGGGGGGGGGGGGGGGGGGGGGGGAGAGACAGGGAGCAAAUGGUUGGGUUCUCUUGUCAAAAUUUUGAUAUUUUCCUCAUUUUUUGUGUGUGAUCACCAUACUAACACUUAAAAAAACAAACACUGCUUUGUUGAAGAAAAUUAAACAUUGAAAUAUUAAUUAAAGAUUGUUGUAGAAAGUUUUUAACUUGGUUGUGUGGUUCAGGAUAGCAUAUUCCAUAGUGACCAGAAGGAAUGGCUUGUCAGGGAUUGGUCGAAGAGAUUACAUCACACUUUAAUGUAUGUGUAGAGACAGACACGUAUGGUAUAUUUGUGCCGACCACAGACAGUGUCUGCUCCAAAUAUUACUCAUUAUUCAUUUAAUCUUUAGAAAUUGCUCCAAAAUCAUAUAAUGUAUAACCACAAUGCUUAUUCUUAAAUAGGAGAAAAAAAAAGGGGAUACAUUCUUUUACUUUACUUUCACUUUUUUUACUGCUUUUUCUGACUUGUCACUAUCUCUGAGUCGCCAUGAAACAUGGGUUACUAUUUUCCAGUGAAUGAUGCAAUUGAGCAACAAAGCAAGUUCAUUAUGUUCUAUGUUGCCAAAAAGGAAUAUUUGUGACGAUCAGAUAUCAUAAAAGUAUUAACAUGUCACCGCUGCUGUUGAAGUUAAAGUUGUGUCUAGAAAAGUUCUUACUUGAUUUCAAUGUUUGUUUCUUCUCAAUACAUAUAAUCUCAGGCCACAAAAGAUUUUUUUCUUCUUUACUACAUUUGGAAAAAUCACUUUAAUUUUAUACAUGGUAAUCUUUUCUGAUUCAACCAUUGCUGUACAAUAUUUAUUGAUUGAUUGUUAGGGGUUGAUUUAUUUUGGUCCGUUUUGGGGGGAGAAUUUUGCUAAUGAAAUAUCAUUUUAAAUUGCACUUUACAGAUUACUGCUUCUUUUCACUGCUGAUAUUAUUUGUAACGAUAUUUUUUGUUUGCUAUAAUGCACACUUUGUUCCUUCAAUACACUCUUGAUGUGCAAUUGUCAAACUUUGCAUACUGGUACUACAACUUACAAUACGCUGUUAUUAUGAGAACAAGGGCAUAAUUUCACAAUUGGAAAGAUGAUUGGUAUUAUAUUGUAAAAAGAAAAACAUAGACGCAUUAAAAAUUCUUUUUAUUAUUAAAGCAAAAAUCUAGAACAAAAAGUAAAGACCUGUUCUAGGCAGGCGUUUCUGAAUGUGAAGAUUUAAAUAUUCACAUCCAUCAAAAGCUACAUGCAUUCAAACAAGUUUGGUUCUGGUAAAUAUUAGCACUCCUGUAGUAGUUUUUCGAAUUGAUUGUUGUAAUGAUUUAUUUGAAUAUAUACGUACGUAUACUUAGUUUUAUGUCAACACCCUUCACAUUUUAUGUGAAAAGUUUUUUCCCCCUCUUUGUACAAACACCUCUUUAUUAACUUUAACUCUAAAGCUGUCAGUGUAGUCGGUAUAUUCUUACAAGUCUUACAGGGCUUUCCUUUAGAGCUCCUUUUCAACCCUUUUUAUCACUGCUGAGCACUCUUAUACUUUUUUUCUUCUGUUUUAUUUUGAAUAAAAUUCUGUUGAUUAUUUUGUUUUAUAAAUGAGAUCACACCAUGUUACCAUUGCCAAGUUUUUCAAUGUACCGGUAGUACUUUUGUACUGUACUUUUCUAGUUGUAUUUCAGCUGAAUACUUAUUUGCAUUUUUCUUUGAUGUUAUUAUAUUUAGAGGUCAACUGAAUGGCAGAGGUCUCUGAUCUUAUUCUUAGAAAAGUGAAAGAAGAAAAGAAAGAGGAUAAAAAUACAGAAGUUUGGAUCUGGAUCAAGUUAAACCCUUCAUUCCAAAAAGUGCUCAAUAAUCCCACCAAUUGGUCUGAGACAGCCUCAGGGCUAGGGCACACCAUCAUUAGAUAAGAUGGUAUAAUAUUGGGCUCUGGUACAGCUGACCUUUGAUCAAAUAAAGACUAA